This is a messenger RNA of Cygnus atratus (black swan), 5999 nucleotides long. RefSeq names its product REV1 DNA directed polymerase (gene REV1). Lineage: Eukaryota; Metazoa; Chordata; Aves; Anseriformes; Anatidae. The coding region runs from base 2402 to 5698 and encodes 1098 amino acids. Gene Ontology annotation, cellular component: nucleus. Gene Ontology annotation, molecular function: deoxycytidyl transferase activity; DNA-directed DNA polymerase activity; damaged DNA binding. The transcript is spliced from 21 exons. The record is from RefSeq and is a predicted model, not a curated record. Gene Ontology annotation, biological process: error-free translesion synthesis; error-prone translesion synthesis.
AGAUUUCUUCCUUUGUGGAGAAAAAAAAUGUAGAAAAAUAGCUUUAUAAAAGGUUUCAUUUUGGGAUUAUGGUUUAGUUUAAAAUAAAUCUAUCCUUGCAACAGCUGAGUAAAAAUACCACUGUCAUAUUGAAGAUUUGCUUCUUUGUGAUUGUUCCUUAGGUAACUUUGCUAAGAACGUUCAGAGAAUCUCAGGCAUAGCACAAAACCGAACAUCAGCCUGUUAAUUCCAUUUUAAUAUCUAGUCAAUUGGCCAGCCCUCAUCUCAAUAAGUUUGAAUAAAUGUCACAUGAUGUUUUUUAAUUAACCUCUUGCCUUGUGCUUUGCCUGAGUUUCUUAUUACCUGUAAAUAAAGAGAGUCAAUUUAAAAGCAUUUUCAUAAAACUGAAAUUAAUUCACCCAAGGAUUCAUCACGUUAUACGAGUUUGUAGAAACAAAACGAAACCCAAGGUUUGAUUUCCAAAUAACUUAAGUCUAUUGGUUCUUCUACUCGCUGAAAUAUAUAGGAUCAACUAAAGUUGUCCUCAGGCCCUUGAAAAAGAUGAUAGCAAGGCUCAGAGCAGUUAAUCUGGCUUGCAUCUGUCUUCUUCCAUCUGAGGAGCCCAUGGGAAAUAUGGCAGGCAGGAACACAUUCUGGAAAUCAUUUUGUCAGUGUCAUACUAUUCUUAACUGGUCUUUCCUAGAUGCCCAGCAGAAACAGGCAAAGAACUGUUUCUGUGUGCAUACUUGUAAAUGCUGUUCUCAGUUCCAUAUAACUUUUUGAUUUUGGAUUCAAAUGUUUCAUGUCGUGCAACUUCUUAAAUGUGAUUGCUGUUUUCUGUUUGUUUUAAUUUUGGUCAGAAAUGACAGGUUCUUUGGUUUGGAAAAGAUGUUAGUUAUUUGUUGUUGUUUUUAAAGCCUUGGUGUCUUACCCGUGAACUUCAGUACUUGGAAAAUUGGCAGGAGAUGUGUUGUGGUUUGAAAGUUGUGGAUAUUUUCAUUGCCCGUUAAAGUUUCUAGUGAUUUUAACCAAGUUGGAAAAAUCAGUUUACUUUCAGUAGAGACCUGCUAAAACUUAGUCUAUGAAAUCUCCUAAAACUUUCUUUACGGUGUCUUGUGUUCAGUUUCUGCAUCUCCUGUUUCUGGGAGGUUGUACUGUAAGGUAAGUCAGAAGAACUGAGGCAGAUUCUUGCAAUUAGGCACAAGGAAGCAGGGAGCUGACUGUCUCAGUAGAACAGGGUUCAUGUCAGAAUCUGGAGUAAAAGCUAAUUUUACAAGAACACCCUGUUUUUCCUAUUCUCUCAACAAUAUUGAAGAACACUCAUUAGUUAAAUACUCCUUCACUGUGUAGUACUUUGCCACAUGGGAUACCAAGUGAUGUUAUCCUCAGUAGUUCAGUUGGUGAAAAUCCAUGCAGUGGAUCUAGAGGUUUGAAAUUUGCUCAGUAUUCUUAUGCACUUUGUGACGGUGCAGUCUGAUGGACUUUAUUUUUGAGUUUGGUUAAAAUCAACCCUAAAAUGUUACUGUCACGUAUUGCCAAUAAAAGUGUUGUUAGAUCUUUAGUCCUGCCAGCCAAGGUUGCAAAAUGAAAGUUUGUUUGUCUGUCCAGCUUUAUUUCUUUGUGUACACACAUUUAUGAUUUUUUCUUAAUUAUAUGAUCACGUCAUCUUGUUUCACUAUGGUACUUGCCACAUUCUCUACACAGAAAAGAUUGAAUUCAGGUUGCAAACUGCUAAUUCAUUGUCUUGUUUUCUGCUUCUUUCCUUUGUAAUCCUAUUCCUUAUUUACUGCAUGUGACUUGAAAUCUUUGCUGAAAAAUUGAAUGAAUAAUUAAUUCCCGUCUUCUGUUGGUGCUUAUCGCUAUAGCAUCUGACUGCUUUCCAAAGAUUAAUGAACUUACCACAGCACUUAUCACAAUAGCUGUUAUUUUAAUUUUUUGUUUAGGGGCCACCAAAGAGAUUUUGGUAAAACACCAUAAAUGUCAGUAAUUUGGAGUUUGCCAUGUGAACUGUGUAAGAUAGGAUUUUUCAGAGUUACUUAUACAAGAAUGCAACAGGCAUUGGGAUGGAGAGAUGAAAUCAUGCAGUGGUGUGUUUUUGAGAGGAUUCCACUUCAGUGUCCACGAUUUCACUAAGGAAUUCAGCAGUUAUUGAAGUGUAGUUGCAGUUUCAGUGGGAGAAGGAAAAGAAGAGGGAGAUACAGUGGACCAUGUAGUACAGAACUGGAAUGAUUGUGGAGUAGAUAAUUAUGGAACAUCUAUUUGGAUUUUUUUUUCCUCUCUAGAUUUCUUCAGUGGAUUUUCUCACAAGAAGGGCAUAAAAGCUGGACGUCUCCUCUCGCACAUUCCGUAUCAGCUUUACACCAAGCAGUCAAGUGUUCAAAAAGGUCUCAAUUUUAAUAGCAUAUGCAAACCUGAAGAUGCCAUGCCAGGUCCAAGCAAUAUAGCUAAAGAUCUCAACAGGGUAAAUCAUAUUAAGAAGUGUGAGGUGGAAAGUGAGAUCACACCCAAUGGAACAAGUAGCUGGAAUGAAGAAGAGGAAGAAGAUGAUGGCCGUUUGGCAUUUACGGAGCUGGAGCAGAUCCUUCCUGGAAGGAAACAAAAUGGAAUUCUGUCUCAGAAGGACAGCACUGCCAUUUUUAACGGACACACACACAACACUUGUACCAGUGCCUUAAAGACGCAGGAUUGCUUGGUGCCCUCCAGCAACAGCGUUGCAAGUAGGUUCUCUCCAGGCCCUGUGCAGGAGGAGGACAAGACUGAAAAAGGCAUGGUUGACUUCAGAGACUGCACAACGCAGCAGUUGCAGCAAAGCAACAAAAAUACAGACUUUUCGUGGAAUCCACAUAGGACUAUGAGUAAUUCAUCCUCAUCUUUGCACAGUAAUACUAAAAUAAAUGGUGCUCACCACUCCACUGUUCAGGGGCCUUCAAGCACAAAAAGCACUUCUGUACCUAAUCCUAGCAAGACAGCUUCCUUACCUGUGUCCAAACCUUCAGAUUGUAGUUUCAUUUCUGACUUUUAUUCACGUUCAAGACUACAUCAUAUAUCAACGUGGAAGUGUGAAUUGACUGAGUUUGUCAACAGCCUGCAGAGAAUAAACAGUGGUGUCUUUCCAGGAAGGGAAAAAUUAAAAAAAUGGAAAGCAGGCAGGUCUGCACUUAAAACUGACACAGGUAAUGUGUCUGUUGCGAGCUCAGCCAAGCCACAGAGCUGUAUAAUGCACGUGGAUAUGGAUUGCUUCUUUGUGUCUGUGGCUACCCGAAAUAGACCCGAUCUCAAAGGAAAGCCAGUAGCUGUGACUAGCAACAGAGGUGCAGGAAAGGCACCGCUGCGCCCUGGUGCAAACCCCCAGCUUGAAAGGCAAUAUUACCAGAAUAAGCUAUUGAAUGGCAAAGCAGCAGAAAUUAGAGUACCUGAUAAGCUGGACUCAUCAUUCUGGGAGCAUCCGGAUUCCACGCACAUGAAUGGAGGUGACUUCAAUCAGACAGUUCUGUCCAUGGCUGAAAUUGCUUCUUGUAGUUACGAAGCCAGACAAGUCGGCAUAAAGAAUGGAAUGUUUUUUGGCCAAGCAAAAAAGUUGUGUCCAAAUCUUCAAGCAGUUUCAUAUGAUUUUAAUGCGUACAAAGAAGUUGCACAGACAGUGUAUGAAAUACUAGCAAGCUAUACUCAUAACAUCGAAGCAGUCAGUUGUGAUGAAGCACUAGUAGAUAUCACUGAAAUCCUUACAGAGACCAGAUUGACUCCUGAUGAGUUUGCAAAUGCUAUCCGCACCGAAAUCAAAGCCCAAACUAAAUGCACUGCUUCUGUUGGGAUGGGUUCGAAUAUUCUGCUGGCCAGAAUGGCAACUCGUAAAGCAAAACCAGAUGGACAGUAUCACUUAAAACCAGAAGAAGUGGAUGAUUUUAUCAGAGGUCAACUUGUUACCAGUCUUCCAGGAGUUGGCAGGUCGAUGGAAUCUAAGCUGGCUUCUUUGGGAAUUAGAACCUGUGGAGAUCUGCAAUGUGCUUCAAUGUCAAAACUGCAAAAAGAAUUUGGUCCAAAAACAGGACAAAUGCUCUACAGGUUUUGUCGUGGUUUAGAUGAUCGACCUGUUCGCACAGAAAAAGAAAGAAAAUCUGUUUCAGCGGAAAUCAACUAUGGAAUAAGGUUUACACAGCCUAAGGAAGCAGAGGCUUUCCUUCUGAGCCUCUCAGAAGAAAUCCAACGUAGACUUGAAGCUGCUGGUAUGAAGGGUAAACGACUGACCCUUAAGAUCAUGGUCAGAAAGGCUGGGGCACCAGUGGAGCCUGCAAAAUAUGGAGGUCAUGGAAUCUGUGAUAAUAUUGCCAGGACUGUGACUCUAGACCAUGCAACAGACAGUGCAAAAAUAAUUGGAAAAGAAACUCUAAACAUGUUUCACACAAUGAAACUGAACAUAUCUGAUAUGCGAGGGGUUGGAAUUCAGGUACAGCAGUUAGUUCCCAUCAGUAAAACCACUUCGUCUCAUUCAGCAGUACAAUCUGGACAUUUACCUGGUGGAUCACAUUCAGUUAUUGAUCUUUUUCAUGUUCAGAAAGCAAAAAAGUGCUCAGAAGAAGAACAUAAGGAAGUAUUUGUUGCUGCUAUGGACCUUGAAAUAUCUUCUGAUUCAAGAACUUGCACUUUUCUUCCGUCUCGUGGUACCCAUCUCACGUCUGGUCUCAAUUCUAAUGUUAACAAGACUGAGUCUGCUGUCAAAUGCAAUGGCUUGCAUACUCCUAUCAGCGUAAAAUCCAGGCUUAAUUUGAGUAUUGAGGUUCCUUCUGCUUCCCAGCUAGAUAAGUCUGUGCUAGAAGCUCUGCCACCUGAUCUCCGAGAACAAGUAGAGCAAAUAUACACCAUUCAGCAAGGAGAGACUUAUGGAGAGAGCAAAAAAGAGCCAAUAAACGGAUGUAGCACUGCACUUCUCUCACAACCAGUUGGAACAGUGCUUUUACAAGUACCAGAGCUCCAAGAACCAAAUGCCAAUGUGGGAAUUAAUGUAAUUGCCUUGCCAGCUUUCUCACAGGUGGACCCUGAGGUUUUUGCUGCGCUACCUGCUGAGCUGCAAGCAGAACUGAGAGAUGCAUAUGAUCAAAGGCAAAAGCAACUAGAACAGCAACCUGCUAAUACUUCUGUAUCCAAAAAUCCUUGCCUACACCUGAAGCAUGCAACAAUGAAAAACAAGAAAAAAAUCAGGAAAAAAAAUCCGGUCAGUCCUGCAAAAAAGAUUCAGAGUCCUUUGAAAAACAAACUCCUGGGUAGCCCUGCAAAAAACAUGCCAGCUACAUCUGGAAGCCCACAGAAGCUAAUAGAUAGCUUUUUGAAACAGGAAGGAACAGCUGCUCAGCUGGAAGCAGUUCCAUCAACUUCAGAUUGUUCAGGCCCAUCAGCUCUGCAGACUGAACAGCCUGGUUCGUUCAGGCCACAGGCACCCAACCUAGCUGGAGCUGUUGAAUUCAAUGACGUAAAGACGUUGUUGAAAGAAUGGAUAACAACUAUUUCAGAUCCUAUGGAAGAAGACAUUCUACAGGUUGUGAAGUAUUGUACUGAUCUAAUAGAAGAAAAAGAUUUGGAAAAGUUAGAUCUGGUGGUUAAAUACAUGAAAAGGUUAAUGCAAUCAUCUGUGGAAUCAGUUUGGAAUAUGGCAUUUGACUUCAUUCUUGACAAUGUUCAGGUAGUUUUACAACAAACUUACGGAAGCACAUUAAAAGUUAUCUGAACUUGUAGUAAAGAGCUUGAUGAGAGCCUGGAGCUCUCUGCUAGCUGUGCCAUAAGUGCUUGUGAGGUAUUUGCAAAGUGCAUGAUAGUAAUGCCCUGAGUUUUUAUAAUUUCAAAUUUCUUUUUAAACAACAAAGUGUUUUGUACAUUUCUUUUCAGAAAGUGCCAAAUUUGUCAGUAUUGCAUGUAAAUAAUUGUGUUAAAAUUCUUUUAUUGUAGUAUAGAAUCUAUUUACAAAAUGUUUGUUUAUAAAGUUUUAUGGAUUUUUACAGUGAAGUGUUUACAGUUGUUUAAUAAAGAAC